GCUUCGUGUGCAAACAGAAGACGAAAGGUGCCAUGCGAGCAGGUGCCUCGCCAUGCCAGCCAGGUGUUGUAGCAACACGUGCUUCAUGCAUUAGCGUGCCGACUACGCCUCAUUGGGCGACGCAUUGGGCUCCUUCCGUACUCGAGCUAUUCAGAGAGCCUUGGGACGACAAAUUGUAACGCCGACAAGGGAGAUUGGGAAACCAGACACGCAGUUCGACGUCACACCAUCUCGUCUGUUGAGAUGCGAGAAUUUGUGCUUUUUGGUGAUUCGCUCACCGAAUGGAGCUUCAGCGAAGAAACGCAAGGCUUCGGGCUUUUUCUUAGGCAACAGUAUCAAGACAAAGUACGGAUCGUCAACGAAGCAGGUUAUACAUCGACCCAUCUCAAGGAUGACUUCACUCGUAUAAUCCACCGCGCAACGUCCCCAGGCGCGGCACCAACCCUCCUGUUCACAAUCUUCAUCGGCGCAAACGACGCCGCCAUGGUUGGGGAGACGGAGUAUGUGCCUUGGCCCAUCUUUUCAGCAAACAUUCGAGGCUUCCUCGACACCAUCCUUAGUGAGGAUGCUAUGGAAAAUACGAAGAUUUUGCUGAUCACCCCUCCUCCCAUUAACGGAUCUGUGGUCGAGACUGGAGAGAACAAGUCUGCAAGGGAAAUUGAGGACAUCAACCAAUGGAGAAAGGAAGGCCCAAGGUACAAGACGUACAUGAGCAAAAGGAGGUAUGCAGAUGGUAUCAUGCAAAUUGCGAAAGAGUACGAAAAGACGGGGAGGGUCGUUGGGCUCAAUUUCUGGCAAGACCUUGUGCAUGCAGUCGUCACAGAAGAGGGAUGGCAGUACGAUGAGCAGGUACCACCAGGAUGCGGUCUGUUAGGCGCCCAGUCGUUCCCAACAGGGUGGUUUACAGAUGGGCUGCAUCUUGAUAUCAAGGGAUACAGAGUACUGAAUAACGCAUUGUUGGAGUUAGUGACUGCAAAGUGGCCAGAGCUAGCACCCGAGGCGCUGUAAACCUGUAUGCAAUCAUGCAUUCGUUCUA
Alternaria alternata is the source of this 1036-nucleotide messenger RNA. RefSeq names its product SGNH hydrolase. NCBI's taxonomy places the organism in Eukaryota, Fungi, Ascomycota, Dothideomycetes, Pleosporales, Pleosporaceae. Gene Ontology annotation, molecular function: hydrolase activity, acting on ester bonds. The coding region runs from base 244 to 1008 and encodes 254 amino acids. The transcript is spliced from 3 exons. The record is from RefSeq and is a predicted model, not a curated record.